AUGAUAACAGAGGAGUUUGAAGAAGUUCCAGUACAGAGUCGUGGCUUUGGAAUUCUAGAUGUCGGGUAUCGUUCACAGGUAGAGGCUUGGGCCGCUGGUGGCAGUGGAAUUCUGUUGAAAACCACGAACAGUGGCAAGACAUGGACUCGUGAUAAAGCAGCUGAUAAUAUUGCUGCCAAUCUGUAUUCAGUAAAGUUUAUAAAUGACAGAAAUGGUUUUGUGCUAGGAAACGAUGGUGUCUUGCUCCGGUCUCUUAAAUUCCGAUUUUGUACUCCUGCAGCAGUGCCGUCUGAUGCGGUUAUGUAUCGUGAAUCUGAAACAAAGACAUAA
Molecule: messenger RNA, 330 nt
Organism: Ilex paraguariensis (yerba mate)
Lineage: Eukaryota; Viridiplantae; Streptophyta; Magnoliopsida; Aquifoliales; Aquifoliaceae
Source: the annotation of a GenBank genome assembly